ACGAGAAAUGCAUUAAUAUUAUUUCCACCGCCAGGACGCAAGAGAUGGCGAAGUUAGCAGUGUUUUCAUCCAUAUUUUGUUCUAUAUUUCUAGUAUUUCACAUCGAAGCGGAAAUAAAUCACACAGAUGUCAAAAUACAAUCAUAUUGUAAAGGUACCUUUGGGUUAAAGGAUGUUGACAUUAUUUGGAAACCACUUGCACAGAGGAAUUCCUCAUCUUUGGUUAAGUACAGAAUAUCGUAUUGUCCUAGGGUUCAAGGAUGCAUUCGCCCAUCAAGUGAACAAUAUCGGUUUGGUUGCAUGUUGAACAUGACACAGCUUCAAUUACAGAAAGAGUUACAAUGUAGAAUGACUGAAGAAUCACUUUUCCCUUUUCAAUUUUAUUAUAUUGUGGAGUUAAGAAAUUCAUCUGGAGUCUUCAUAAGUCACCGAUUAUCGUGCCGCCUACUAAGUAAAGUGCACUGUACAAGGCCUCAAAACCUGAAAGCAAAAGCAAUUGGAAAAAGAACUAUCUCACUUUCAUGGAGACCUGCACCUUUUAUGGGGAAAUAUAUCUUGUGUUAUAAACUUUGGUAUGCUGCAGCACAUGAAAACUUCAAUGAGUCACUACAAAUGGCCUUGGGUAGUGAAUCACGGACCAUUGAUGACCUUUCUCCAUACACAGAAUACAAGUUUUAUAUCCAAUGUAGCUUGGGGUGUCAACGCGGCUGGGGAUUAUUGGAUGGGCCUGUUACUGUCCGAACUCUUGAGGAUGUACCAACUCAAGCUCCACAGUUCAACAACUGGUCAGUGUCUAACACUCACGAAGAAAAACGGGAUGUUACUGUUGUGUGGCAGCUGCCGCCUCUGUAUACGUGGAAUGGCGUCCCUAAUAAGUUCAACAUAGACUACUGGCAGACCACAAAGCGAAACGAUUCGUCGGUUCCAAUCCCCAACUCCACAAAGAGCCUGCAAAUUAACAACAGCUCGGCAACUGAAGCAACUAUACGUGGAUUAAAUCGCUAUGUUGCGUACCAAACUCAGAUCAGUAUGUGCACAGCUGAGGGAUGUGGACCGAAAAGUGUUCCUUGGCCCCUGGAAGGCGAGGAGGCCAAGGAGAUUGAAUCUCAUGUUGUUAAUCGUUCUCUUGACAGUCCGGAUAUCUGGACUGUACUUGCAGUAGUGAUCGGUUUGGUGUUAUUAUUUGUCUUAAUAAUGGCGGCGAUUUACUACUUCAGGGAAUCUAGAGUUAGGCGGCAACAACCACCACUUCAGGAAAGGAUACAGUUGGACCCACCUUAUCACGAGUUGGAAAAUUCAGCUUCACCCGCGAGAAGUUCUGACUACGAACGAAUACAUACUCUUGAAGACCACACGGAUCCUCAAUUGAUAAACCGAGAUAGGGAUGACUCAAACUUUUGUGCUUUAGUAAGGGCUGAUUUAUAUAGUUCAACUUUGUCGCAUUCGACUAGCUAGCGACAGGCAUACGACACAACUGACUUAGGAUCAUUUACACGCGCACGACAUUCUCCCCUACGACAUUUGAAAAUCGCAUACAAUUCAACUCCUCCUUAAACAUAUUCUUUUUGGCGGCUAUCGAACAGGACUUCUUUACUUCACAGUGAAAUUAAGUUCUCUGUCUCAUCUUCUCAGUGAAAAAGUUAUCUUCGCGUUUGGUUUCGACGACUUACCAACAGCUGCAACAUCGUCCGCCAUUAUGACUCAAGGAAACUUUUCUUUCCUCCCCCCGCUCAGUGGAAAUUUCUUUUUAAACACGUCAUUUUUACCGAUUUCGGCUAAGGUUGUCGCAGCGUUUCAGAACAUGUUUUAGAAUCCUGGGACUUUUUUUCAGACGUAUGCAACAGUCGUAAGCGAGUUGUCGGUUUGAUUUACAUGAAACAAAUUCUUGCCGUAUGCCUCAGUGUCGCAAGCUUGUCACAUGGGACCAAGUCCUACCGUGUAAAUCGGCCGAAUGAGAAUUUGUCUCAUUGAUUUGCUUUAAGUGGGGUUUUUAGAAGAUACGGUGUAAGGAAUUUUUUUUUAAGUUCAUAGUCAUUACAUUUAAAUCUUUUUUUUAGUCGCAUUCUCAUUUACUUCGACAAUCUAGCCUAGACUCAAAACUGAAGAGUAAAGAUUUAUUUCCAUUCUUAUCAAUGCUUAUUCGCGCGCGUAUCCUCAAUGUAAGUCUGUUCCAAUUUUUGACGAUAUUUUCCAUGUAUUAAACUGAGCAGCACACGUUGAAGAAAAGCCAAGAGAAAGACGAAUGCUGUGAUAGACACCAAGGCAUACAUAAAAAGUGAGUGUCCUAGACAAAGUUUCCAAAAAUUCUCAAGCACCAAAGAAAAAAAGGAGAAAAACAAGUUAUAGUGAUAAUGACUACGAAUUGGUUUCCACUUGGAGCACUUAGAAAAAUAAUUUUUUAAAUAUAUAAAGGGAAGGUGUACAGUUUUUACGUGUUGCUUUUUAAUCUUAAAACUGGUGAACUCAAGUUUUCCAGUAAGCAAAUUACCAAAGGAAUCUAUAGUAUACGGUCAUUGACGCAUUACUCUACAUAGGAUUUGUCUGUCUGUCUUGAAAUGAAAUUUAAGACUUUCAGUUAUUUAAAACCAAAAUGGUCGGUUUUUAUCUAAUUUAACCUCAAUUAUCUUUGCGAUGUAAAAAAAAAAAAAAAAAGAGACAAAGUAAAGAUUUCGAGAAAUGUACACGAAAUAGGGCUGCUUUAAAUGCCCAAUAUUCCGGUGCCCCAUGCGGAAAGAAGACGAAUUAAAUGCUUAGGAUUAGUUUUUAAAAACUUGGCUUUUGAAUUUUCCGCCUCGACGGUUUGUUACUCAUGCAAUAAAUUAUAUGUGGAUUAUGUAGUGAA
Molecule: messenger RNA, 2841 nt
Organism: Stylophora pistillata
Lineage: Eukaryota; Metazoa; Cnidaria; Anthozoa; Scleractinia; Pocilloporidae
Cellular component (GO): plasma membrane
Molecular function (GO): protein binding
Source: RefSeq, a predicted model, not a curated record